Messenger RNA from Toxorhynchites rutilus septentrionalis, 5186 nucleotides. RefSeq names its product neither inactivation nor afterpotential protein C (gene ninaC). Gene Ontology annotation, molecular function: protein tyrosine kinase activity; protein binding; ATP binding. Gene Ontology annotation, biological process: protein phosphorylation. Bases 379 to 5100 code for a protein of 1573 amino acids. The record is from RefSeq and is a predicted model, not a curated record. Lineage: Eukaryota; Metazoa; Arthropoda; Insecta; Diptera; Culicidae. The transcript is spliced from 13 exons. Gene Ontology annotation, cellular component: myosin complex.
CGAGGGAAAACUAGCAGUAGCGGUUUUCUAGUUGAACGAUUCGGUGGGGGAGAAACAACUACUCAAACGGUACGCCAGUGGCCACUGGAGCAGUGAAAUUAUUAUUGGAAAACUUCAACGGAAAAGAAGUGUUUUUUUUUUGGUUUGAUCGUAAAUUAAUUGGCAAAGUUGUGAACAAGAGACUGCUGACCGCUUGGAUAAACGCGGUCAGUCGGAAUUGGACUAUCGAUUCCCCAAAAGUGAGUGAAAUUUACGUCUCACGAUAAGAGUUGAAGAAGCCCAAUAAUUUUUGGAAAUAAUUAGAUUAAUAUCAUCUUAUAUCGAGAGAUUUAAUGAUAUCAGUGUGGUGAAAAGGUACCCCUAAUCAACAACGUCAACAUGCCCAAUCUUAGGCUCGAUUCACUCCCCGAACCCGGCAAUCGCUACAGACUUGGUGAAAUCAUCGGGGUGGGAGUGUGUGGCAAGGUUUAUAAAGCAGUGGAUACGCAAGCCGGCAAUAAGAUCGUUGCCGUCAAGAUACAGAGGUACGAGGCGGAGAUAAGGACCGCCAUUCAGGAGGAGUAUCGCAUACUACGGGACUAUUCGAACCAUCCAAAUCUGCUCGACUUCUAUGGCGUCUACCGGAAGAAGAUCCCUGGCGAAUCGGAUGAAAUUUGGUUCAUAUUGGAGUACUGCGAAUAUGGUCCAGUAGUGGACAUUAUCCGGAGAAUAAAGAUCGCGAACAAACGGAUCGCCGAGGAGCAUUUGGCUUUCAUACUUCGUGAAACCGCAAAAGCACUGGUUUAUCUUCACGACCAUCACGUUAUCCAUCGGGAUGUUCGGGGCAGUAAUAUUUUGCUAACCAAAGACGGUGAGGUUAAGUUGUGUGAUUUUGGUAUUUCGCGAGAUUUCAAGUCAACACUUGGCAAACGUGGAACGUGCAUUGGAUCACCUUGCUGGAUGGCACCGGAGGUUAUAACCAGCUCCAAAAAUGACGACGAAGCCUACGACAACAGGUCGGACGUUUGGGCACUCGGGAUUACAGCCAUUGAGCUGGGCGAUGGUAACCCACCGUUCGGGGAUAUGCAUCCCACGAGGAUAAUGUUCCAAAUUGUGAGAAACCCACCGCCGACAUUGUAUCGGCCAGCGAAUUGGACCCAAAACUACAACGAUUUUAUUGCCGAAUGUUUGGAGAAAAAUGCCGAUCACCGUCCGUUCAUGGUGGAAAUAGUCGAGCAUCCCUUCUUCACGGAACUUCCGGAAAAUGAUUUUCACAUUCAUAAAGAGCUCGGAAUGCAGGCGGAUUCGGUUCGUGAUAUCGAUCUACCCCCAAAGGAUGACGUGAAGCUGAUCGAAGGGGAGCUGAGAGCAUCGGACAAUAGAAUCGAAAAGAUGUACGUCGAGGAUUUGGCUGCCCUGGAAGCCAUUUCGGAAGAGGCAAUCUUGGAUGAGCUGAGCCAUCGGUACAAGAAUGGUUCCACCUACACAUUCGUGGGUGACAUUCUUAUCUCGAUGAAUCCGAACCGGAAAAUGCCGGAGUACUCCCGGGCGUUCCACAGCAAGUACUCGUGCAAAUCCCGCUCGGACAACGCUCCCCAUAUAUUCACCAUUGCCGACAGUGCCUUCCAGGACAUGCAACACCACGAAGAGCCGCAGCACAUUAUCGUGUCCGGCGAGAGCUACUCGGGAAAAACAACCAACGCCAAGCUGUGCAUGAAGCAUCUAUCCGUGCUGGGUGAGGGAAAUCCUGGCGUCUAUCAGCGAAUCGAAUCCGGCUACAAGGUAAUAUCGGCGCUGGUCAACGCCGGAACGCCACUAAAUCCCGACGCCACCCGAAGUAUCGUUCAGGUUCAGAUGACUUUCGGGACGACGGGCAAAUUGUCCGGUGCAAUUUUCUGGGUGUAUCUGCUGGAAAAGUCACGAAUUUCAUCGACCAAUAUGAACCAAUCCAACUUCCAUAUAUUCUACUACUUCUACGAUAUGAUGGAAGCGGAGGGCCGCCUGCGAGCUUAUUCUCUCGAGCGGGGAAGGAAUUAUCGCUAUCUGCGCAUUCCCGAAUCGAGCGCUGGCGAUAAGCUAAAAUACUGCCGCAAUGAUGUGCCGGGAAACGUGCAGGCGUUCAAGGAGUUCGAGCAGUUGCUGCUGGCGCUCGAGUUCUCGCCGGAAAUACUUGAAACUGUGUAUCGGACGCUGGCGGCGAUUUUGAUGCUGGGCGAGGUCCGAUUCAGGGAUACCGAUGGCGUGACCGAGUUGGAUGGGCUGGUUGUUCCUAGCAAGGUGGCUGCCCUCCUGCAGCUGGAUGAGAAGAAGUUUCAAUGGGCUCUGAUGAAUUAUUGCGUUAUUAUCAGGGGAUCGGCUGAAAGGAGACGACACUCGCCGGAUGAAGCGCGUGAUGCUAGGGAUGUGCUGGCAGCGACCAUUUACAGCAGAUUGGUUGACUGGAUUAUCAAUACGAUCAACCACAAGCUGUCGUUUGGAAGGGCUAUUUAUGGUGACGUACAUUCAAUAACCAUUACUGAUCACUUUGGGUUCGAAUGCUUCCAUCGAAACCAUAUGGACCAACUAAUAGUAAACUCGCUGAACGAACAAAUGCAAUAUUUAUAUAACCAACGAACAUUUGUCUACGAAAUGAUUGAACAGGAAGAAGAGCAAGUGCCGGUGACCCAGUUGCACUUCUACGACAACAAGCUGGCCGUCGAUCAUCUUAUGAACAAACCAAAGGGUAUCUUCAGUUUUAUUGACGACGCCAGCCGUGGUCGCCACGGCCAGAACUACAUAAUCGACUCGGUCCACAACAACAACAGUCCGUUCAUAAAGCGUGCCAGCGGACAUGAGUUUACGGUGGCCCAUUACACCGGCCGGAUCACGUACGACGCUCGGGACAUGGCCGAUAAGAACCGCGAUUUCAUUCCGCCUGAGAUGAUCGAGACGCUGAGGAACUCGAACUUGAACAUCGUGAAGAUAAUGUUUACGAAUCCACUAUCGAAAACGGGUAAUCUUACGAUGGCAGCCGAGGAAGCCGAAGGAGUCCAGUCGACAGCUAAAACCAACAAAAAGAAGCGCUGGGGAGCCGCCCUAGUCGCGGAAAAAAGCAAGGCCAAGAGGAUGAUGAAUACUCUGUCCAGAGGGCUGUACUCACAGGUACACAAGAUGCGUACCAUUGCGAACGUAUAUCGGGGCACCAGUUUGGAGCUGAUUCGCAUGUUGGCCAUUGGACCGAACAGUGGAGGAACCCAUUUUGUGCGGUGCAUCCGCUCGGACUUGGAGUACCAACAGAAUGGCCUGUCGAAAGAGAUGAUACGCCAACAGAUUCGGGCAAUGGCCAUUAUCGACACGGCGAAGGCCCGCCAAAAGGGGUUCUCUCACAGGAUUCCUUUCCAGGAGUUCCUGAGGCGUUAUCAAUUCUUGGCGUUCGAAUUCGACGAGAAUGUUGAGAUGACAAGGGACAAUUGUCGUCUGUUGUUGGUUCGUUUGAAGCUGGAAGGCUGGGUAAUUGGAAAAACCAAAGUGUUUCUGAAAUAUUAUAACGUCGAAUAUUUGUCGCAUUUGUACGAGACCCAAGUUAAGAAGAUCAUAAAGGUUCAGGCAAUGAUGCGAGCAUUCCUCGCUAAGCGAAAUAUUGUAUCCAAGUUGAAAAACUUCGCGCGUCAAUCCGUUAACAAAAAACAACAAGGACUGAAGAAACAGACCAGCGUGGAAACUCCAGAGCAAGCGGCCACCAUGAUUCAAACGGCAUUCCGAGGACACAUUGCUCGCAAAAAGUAUCAACCACUGAUCAAUGAACGCACCGGGAAACUGGAUAGGGACACUGCUGAAUUUCUGAAACCGUUCGCGUAUCGCUGGAGGAAGAAAUCGAUUUAUCAAAUCCUGCUACAGUAUCGUGCUGCCCGCUAUCAGGAAUUAGUUAGCUUUUCGCAACAGGUUCACAUCUUCAAUCAACGUUUCGUCGCUGGAACUACCACUUGUAGCAACUGUAUUAUGCUGGAAAAGAUUGACCACAACCAACGCAACAGGGCUCUCCUGGGUCCGGUUCGCCCAUCGGUUUGGAAACUCCGCUUCCGGCUCGAUGACAUACCAUUUUUCGACACUACGUACUUGUGCGACCCGACUGCAUCUAACUAUGUAUACACCGGCAACGACUCCGACACCGAGGACUGGGACGCACCACUCAGAAGACGGCAGAAUCUUUCUUCGGAAAUCACCCAUUCUACCCAGCGUGGCGAAACGGUUAACUACGGACUAGCUAAUGUACCGUUCCACCGUGAUCCUAGCCUUCCGAUUAGAAGACCAUCCCCACGUCCCAGUGUUGACUAUUCGGUUGCAGGCUACGGCCAAGGGAAGAUGUCGUCGGUGUACUCCCCCAUACCCUAUGGUCGCCAAAACAUGGACAAUUGUCGAAAUAAGUAUUCGAUGUCGGGUAUGGAUGAAUGUAUGCCAAAGGCAGCCGUGUACAAGAAACGUCCAGCGCCGAAAGCUCCGAUUAUGGUGGAUAAUGGGUCAUGUCCACCACGGGACAGAAGUUUUAAGAAACGACCCGCCCCGCAACCUACCAAGCAAUGGGAACCCCGUUCGGGUUCGGAUUAUGGAUUUGAGUGCAAUAUAACCCCGUCGAAGGUGAACCCCAUCAAGGAGAUGCAACUGAUAGGCAGGAGGAACACUGAAGAAAAUGAUAACUCGGACGACGAGCCGCCAUUCAACUUCCAAGGUUUGCUCCGCAAGACCAACUAUAACAGAGCAUCGAUGAAACGGUCGGUCAGCGAUAACCGCAUGUCUGUCACCAACAUUGACUUUGACGAUUGCAACAACAACAAUAACAACAGCAAUAAUUUGAAAAAAUCAAACAAAAGCUACUUCAAUCGUUCGGAAGGAAACGUAGUCUACCAGAGUAAGGUGAUCGAAAAUCGGCCCAAGUCCUGCCAAGAGCUGGAGAAGAACGACAAAGGUCCAACGCCGUCCCAGCGUAAACUUUCGCUCUCCCAUGACCCGAUGAUGUCCAAAGAGCCGAAGGCAGGGCACUCGCGUAGUCAUUCACCCUCGCCGUUCGACGAAAAUAAGAACAACUACGUACAAGAGGAAAUCGCCCCCGGGAUCUUCAUCGAGGGAUAUGUUGCUGAUCUUUAAAAGGCAUCCAGUAUUUGCGUCGUAUUUAUCUCCUGGUUUGUUUAUGUUGAAUAGUAUUUCGCAAGAUUAAAGCUCCUAAACAAAAA